AAGCCAAUCCAUUACAAAUCACUCCAGUGGAGUGCACCCUUGAAGAGCUAUGGAAGAAGAAGACAAUAAUAUUGACAAAGAGGAACAGAUUAAUGACAGAUUUAAUUUAAGUAGAAAGAUAUUUGUUGGAAACAUAAGUUACAGGGUGACACAAAAGAGAUUGACAAAGUUUUUCUCCAAGUUUGGUACCGUGGAUUACUGUUACAUGGUAAAAGACCAUAUACAUAAACGACCUAAAGGAAUAGCAUUUGUAACAUUUAGUUCUACAAAAGAUCUUACAGUUGCAUUGAAUGCAACAGAAGAACAGUUAACUUUGGAUGGAAGGUUAAUGAGAGUUUUAUGUGCUGAAGAGUCGAGUAGAGUAAAACACAAGGAAGGAACAGUCUGGGAUAGUCCAUCUCUAACAGACAAUGUUGAAAAAUUGGUCAUAGGUGAUGAUUUUGCAGAUCACAACGAUAAAGAAACUUCAGUAUGUCUCUCUGAAUGUCAUAUAAAUAAACUUUGUGAUGAUACUCUUAUAUUGAUCAUGUCUAUGUUACCAUGGAGACAAAGAAUGUGUUUAGAAAGAGUAUGUAAAAAAUGGCUGAUUUUAGCACAGAGGUCCUGGCAUAAACAAGGCUCCAUACAUUUUCAGUCUAUGUUCAAAAGAUUUGAUGGUUUAACAGAUACCAAAUUGUGUUCAGUCUUAGUAAGAUGUGGAGUUUAUUUAAGAACACUGGAUAUGUCAGCAUCACCUAGACUUCUCACAGACAUGUCCAUGGAUGUUAUAGCUGAACAUUGUCUAAACCUGGAGGUAGUAGAUUUAUCUGGAAUGUCAAUAACUGAUAUAUCUCUGAGAACACUGGCACAGAAGUGUAUAAAGUUAAAGUCAGUUUGUCUACAGAGAUGUUUUCAUGUCAGUGAUAAAGGACUUCAAUGGUUGUUUGAGAAUUGUAAGCAGAUAGAAAAUGUCAAUUUACAGGGAAACAAUAAUAUCUCUGGUAAUUGUUUUCAGAGGAUUGGUGACAACUGUAAAGUGUUAAAAAUAACAGACUGCAGCAAGUUGACAGACACUGGAGUUAUGAAAAUAUGUCGUCAUUGUAAACAGCUGAGAGAAUUAUCAAUCAGUAAUUGUCAAUUACUCACAGAUAAAAGUUUGGAGAAAAUUUCUGAGAGUUUGACAAACAUCACCACCAUCUACAUAGAAAAGACAUUUGUCAAUGUAUCUAGAGAGGGACUGAUGAAGAUUUCUAAACUUUCUAAAUUGAGAGAUGUACACAUGUCACAGAAUUUAGUAGUAAAUGAUGACUUACUAUCAGCCAUAGCCAUAGGGUGUCCAUUUCUAGAAACAUUAGAUAUCAGCAGUUGUCAUAGAGAUGUGACAGGAGUAGGCGUGAAGGCAUUGGGAUUCUGUUCUAGUCUUACAACAUUAGAUAUUAGUUAUCUAUACAAGGUAGAUGACGAAAGUAUACAAGUGUUAUCUAGAAAUGGUAGACUGAGAUCUCUGACAGCCAGAGCCUGUUCUGGACUGACAGACAGUGCAUUUGAAGAUCUUGCAUGUCUUUGUCCUAACUUGGAGUCAUUGGAUGUCAGUGGGUGUCUGGAUAUUACUAAUCAUACAGUCACUUCAUUUCUUGAGUCACCAGUUUCUGAUCAGGAUAAGAAAUUAAUGCUUUGUAUUGGAGGUACAAGUGUAGUAGAAGAAGAUCUUGAUUUGAAUCAUCCAUAUAUAACUUUCUGUGUUCAUGACUUAUCUCAGAACUACCUCAGGGCUGAUACAGGAAUUAUUCUCCCUGAUCCAGAUCCAGAUACAGAUUCAGAAGAUGAUGAAAACAGUGAGAAUAAACCAGUGUCUGUAUCAGUGGUGGCUGCUGGUGCUGAAAUGGACAAUGGUUGGGAGGAGUCAGAAUAUGACAUGUAUUGUAAUGACGAUGACCUUCUGUAUGGAGAUGAUCCUUUAGAAAUGGAACGGUUUGAGUUUUCAUGAAUAAAGAUGAUCUUUUGUAUGGAGAUGAUCCUUUAGAAAUGGAACAGUUUGAGUUUUCAUGAAAGAAUAUGAAAGGUUUGAGAUUUCAUGAAUGACUUUUUCGCACAAAAACACAAAUGGAAUACCUACAAACAGAUCGAUGAUAGAAUUGACUUCUUUAGAUUAAAGUUGCAGUCUUCAGUGAAAAUUUUAGUGAGAGAAACUCUUAAAAUAAAAUUGAAUGCAGUUUAUGUAAAUGUUUCAAUUGAAUUUGAAAUUUAAAAACAAAAAGGCAAUUUAAAAGGAAUGUAGAACAUUACUAAGUUGGACAGAUAGUAAAAUCAUGUAUGAACCAUAGUCAUAAUUACUGGUAAAGAAUUUAAAGCUGUUUGAAAAUAUUAUCAAAAUGACUGCAGCACUGGUUAAAAUUCUUUAUAAAUAGGAACAUUGUGUCAUCAUCAAAACAUAAUCAUUAAACUUUGAAAAUGAGAGAGUUGUAGUUGAUAUCUGAAGAUCUUGUGAUUCUCUUCAAAUAAAAAUGCAAACAAAAUA
This is a messenger RNA of Mytilus trossulus (common blue mussel), 2497 nucleotides long. RefSeq names its product F-box/LRR-repeat protein 2-like. NCBI's taxonomy places the organism in Eukaryota, Metazoa, Mollusca, Bivalvia, Mytilida, Mytilidae. The transcript has 20 exons. Gene Ontology annotation, cellular component: SCF ubiquitin ligase complex. The record is from RefSeq and is a predicted model, not a curated record. Gene Ontology annotation, biological process: SCF-dependent proteasomal ubiquitin-dependent protein catabolic process. Bases 50 to 1966 code for a protein of 638 amino acids. Gene Ontology annotation, molecular function: protein binding; RNA binding.